AUGCUGCGACAGGGACACCUCAAAGAAUUGCUGAGCGAUCGGGGAAGGACCAACUUUUCCAGGGGACGCGAACAACAUCAAGGGCCACCGAAGUCGCCCUCACCAGCCCGCACCAUCCACAUGAUCAUUGGUGGCUGGGACGAUGCUUUCAUCAAUGGCGUGAAGUUCACCAUAACCCACAAGCUCAAGCGGUUGAUCACCCACGAACUAUACGAUGAACUCGAUGAAAGUAUCAUCUACGAUAAGUCAGAUACCAACGGGUUGGCAUUCCCUCACUAUGACGCUCUCGUUAUUACUUUACGAAUUUUUGAUACCUACAUAAGACGGAUUAUGGUAGAUGACGGGAGCUGCGCGUUUGAACGGAUAUCAGGCGAGAUCACACUCCCUGUCCCGCCAGGUGGCGUCACUGUGGAGACCACAUUCCACAUCAUGGACUAG
Molecule: messenger RNA, 438 nt
Organism: Nicotiana tabacum (common tobacco)
Lineage: Eukaryota; Viridiplantae; Streptophyta; Magnoliopsida; Solanales; Solanaceae
Source: RefSeq, a predicted model, not a curated record